ACUGUGCUGGUUGGGGGAGGAACUCGAGCACUUUUCCCUGCUCCUACUUCUCUCCUUGUGCCUGUCUCCCUGGAAAAUGAAAUAUGCUAAUAACAGAGGCAAGUGUUACCCUUUAACUGCAUGCAUGACACAUAAGUGUGAAUAUUUUUUUUGUUUUUUGUUAACUUGUUGUUUGCUUUGAAAUGUUUAGCUACACUGUACACUAUAAGAGCUUUGUGGACGGGAUCCCUUUGACUUGAAGACAAAUGACCUCAUCGCUCUGUGUAAAGAGGUUCAUAGUGGACUGAUGAUAGCUGUAGUUAUUACAAUGUAUAAUUAGACCAGAGUCAAAAGUUCAACCAAAGUAUAAUGUGUUGCAGAUAUGAAGCACCCUCUAGUAAGGAUGAGAAACGUUCAUUCCCAGUCCUCUCUGGGGAGUGACAGCGACUCGCAGCCUGUCCUGAAAGAAGAGGAGGAGGAAGAGGAGAAGGUAACACUAGAGGAGGAGAAAGAGACAGAAGAGGAGAAAGAAGGGGACAUAUUGACGGACUCAGAGCUGGAUCCCGAGUUGCCUGAGGACUAUUCCCAUGGCCUGGAGGACCUGAGGUGGAACCUGAGCUCUCUAGAGAAGGCUGUAUAUCUCAGCCUGCCACCGUGGGUCCAGAGAGCAUUGCUGUGCAACCUCAUGGCUAAAUGUGGUGUAAACAAGUCAUUCUUCCCAGCCCGUCUGCUGUCCUACCUGCUGCUGCCCUACAUACUGCCAGCCUCUAUCUUUCUCCAUGUCAACUACAGGGUGCUGUGUUGGCUCCGCCAAGUCCCAGGGAAGUGGCUGUGGCCGGGUGUGGAAAUGGCUGUGCCAUUCCUUCUAAAGCUCUCUCACCGCAGGAAGAACCUCAUGCACAGGUUGUGGCCCUCUGGUCCUGUCAGAUUUUGGCCCGGUGGUCCUGCCAGAUUGUGGCCCUGCAAUCCUAUCAGGUUGUGGCCCUACAAUUGUGUCAGGUUGUGGCCCUGCAAUCCUGUCAGGUUGUGGCCCUACAAUUCUGUCGGGUUGUGGCCCUGCAAUCCUAUCAGGUUGUGGCCCUUCAAUCUUAUCAGAUUCUGGCCCCUAUGCUUUCUGGCAUCUGCCAAAGAAACACAUACACAGUUUAAGAGUGCAGAGGAUCCUCCUCCACAGCAGCGCCGUCGCUCUGUCCUGCGGUUCCAGCUGUCCACCACCAGCACCCAUUACACAACCGAGACCCCCAACACCCCAACCGAGAGCCACCUUGACCCCCUGGGCUUCUCCCUCCUCUUCAACCUGGAACUAGCGAUGGACAACCAGCCCAAUCACCAGUCUCUACUCCACCAAAGCGAGAGAAUGCUGCCACUGGAGUAUGGCCCCUGCAUAAAGGAAGAGGCCCUGGCCUCCCCACACAUCUCCUACAUGGGGGAGGAGGAAGAGGAGGAAAGGAUGUCUCAGGGAGGGGAUGAGGUGAAGGAAGGGUUAGCCCUCCUCCGCAGGCUUCCUGUGGAGUGUGCCAAUACUGGCUACUAAUGUUGGCUGACUUUAGGGUCAGGAGUUUUUCCCUGAUCGGGUCACAUGGUUGGGAAUGUGAUUUUCUCAGCAAAUUAAUAGCAGACCUAAGUCUGCCUGUAUCCAAUUCACAACUAGUUUGUACUUUGAAGUAUAAUGUAUGUUGAACCCGAUUAGUGAAUUCGACUCAUGUGCCGCAUGAGGCAGUAAGCACAAAAGCUCUCUUUCUGCUACGCCCUUCCAUUCUCACUCCAGGAUUGACAAUGACUGGAAGGAAUGAUGAUUAGGGUAGAGUCCCUCUUAGUCACGUCACAUAGUCAAAAUAAUUCCCUCAUGUCCCUUAUCAGCUGACUUCCAGGUAAAGUAGUACUUAUUUUAUAUUAGAUGUAUUUUAUGAAAUUGUAUAUGCAGCGCUUGAAAGACACUGGUCUCAAUGGUGACUCCCUGAUUAAAUAAAGGUAAAUAAUGUCCACAGGACAUGUAUUACAACUCAACUGGUUUAAUCAGAUUACUUUCAGGUAUUUGAUCGUGGGUAUUGUUCAUCAAGUGAGUGGCAGUCCUAUGAGUGGGGGGGCUACCCGGCAGAGAUGAAAAUAUCAUCUUGAACGGAAAACUCCAUUCGCCCACCUAAUAAACACCAUUAAUUUGUUAGCCAACUAGUAAUACCUUUGGAUUGAGACAAUGUUAAGCCUUUUCACCUUGACCAACUGUUUUGCUGAGGUUGAGUGGAACUUAGUUCAUUUAAAUA
Messenger RNA from Oncorhynchus masou masou (cherry salmon), 2240 nucleotides. RefSeq lists its product as uncharacterized. Bases 362 to 1513 code for a protein of 383 amino acids. Lineage: Eukaryota; Metazoa; Chordata; Actinopteri; Salmoniformes; Salmonidae. The transcript has 4 exons. The record is from RefSeq and is a predicted model, not a curated record.